This is a messenger RNA of Hippocampus zosterae (dwarf seahorse), 2643 nucleotides long. RefSeq names its product PAT1 homolog 2 (gene patl2). Gene Ontology annotation, cellular component: P-body. Bases 78 to 2195 code for a protein of 705 amino acids. Gene Ontology annotation, molecular function: RNA binding. Gene Ontology annotation, biological process: P-body assembly; deadenylation-dependent decapping of nuclear-transcribed mRNA. The record is from RefSeq and is a predicted model, not a curated record. Lineage: Eukaryota; Metazoa; Chordata; Actinopteri; Syngnathiformes; Syngnathidae. The transcript has 19 exons.
UUAAACAUAAAUAAGAUUCAGUGACUUGCUAACAGCAGGGAAACUUGGAUGACCUUUAACGAGACUAAAAAUACAUCAUGAAUGAUUCAGAGCAAACGAAAAUGGCCGAAGAAGUUGAAGAGUCGCUGCAGCCUCAGUGGCCUGAAAAUGGAGAAGAGUGGAGUGAAGAGGAGGCCGAGACUAGCAUGGAAUGUGGCCUCUUGCAGGUCAUGGAGGAGGAGGAUGAAGAGAUCAACAUCCAUAAUGAUGAGACUUUCGGCAUGGACGAAGACACACAGGCUACCCCAAAUGGGCCCAACAGCACUCUCAUUGAGUUUGGGGACCAGCCGCCUCGACCCCCCACGCCGCUGCCUAACCUCAGACCUCCGCCGCCUCACAGCUUGCUCUCUCCUUCUGUACGGGUGCCCCAUUACAUGCAGCGAAGCAGAGGGCAAGGGCUCAGGAGGGGGCUGGGCACGGCUCAUAUCUUCGAAGACCCCGCUGUGAUGAGAAUUGUGGAGUGGCGGCCCAGCCUUAAGAGCCUGGACAGCGCUAUCGUGGACUGUGGAAAUGUCAUGGCUCGUCAUCCCUCUGAGGACUGGAUGGAACCGUCAUACAGCAAGACCAGAAGAGUGUCGGGAUCGAUACUUCAGGACAGCGCUAUAGUGUGUGUUAUUGAGAGCCACGGAGGCCAACACCUGACCUCCAACUUCCUGGAUCCCGUCGCCUCCUCCUUCAGGGGCAGGAGGGGAGGGGAACUGUGGGGGCCCCAUUCAAGGCGGCAGUUUGGUCUGAGAAGCCCUUCACAGGUGCCCAUGAUGUCGGGUCCCCCUUUCUCCCGUCAGCCAUUAACCCAGAGGCAGUGUUACAAUCAGACGGGAGGAUUUGGGUACCCCCCAAACCGGCCGUGCCCUUUCACCCCGCAGCCACUCGCUCCCAAAAUGAUGCAGCUUCGUUUUGGCCCCAACUCGCCAAGGCCGUCCCCCUUCUACAGUCCCUCAUCUAAUCCAGUGCAACAUUUCAGAUACCCUGGCCCAGUCACCCAGCUCCACCCGCAGCAUAAACGCGCACUUAACCAAAAACAACGCACAUUCCAGAGAAAACCGGACGGGUGGGAUCCUUAUUGUAAUCUGAUGACAGCCAAGGAGAAGGAAUGGAUAAUCCGGCUUCAGAUGAUCCAGCUGCAGAGUGAGAAUCCGUACCUUGACGAUUACUACUAUCAGGAGUAUUACAGACGAGUGGAAGCCAAGAUGGCAGAGGAGGAGCUGGGCAUCAGGAGCAAGCGGGAGCCCCCCAAACUCACCACUCCUUACAUCACAAAAACGGACACCUACGCACCAGUGGUGCACAUCGAAGGCUCCCUGGGUCAAGUGGCGGUGUCCACUUGUUAUUCUCCUCGCCGCGCCAUCGGGGCUGUUCACGCGGUUCAAGCUCAGGGUCCACUCGAGGAGCAAAAGGACACAAGACACCAACGAUUAGAACUUCUGAGCGAAAUUGAAAAUCUGUAUGUAGUUCUGUUAGAGGUGGAAGAGUCGAAUCGGACCAAAGCCCCCCUGCUGUCCGAGGCCGAGGAGACAAGUUUGAUGGAAAAAACCCAGAGGAAAGUGGAGCACAUCUUCUGCAGGAUGCAGCACCAUGAUGUCCUGAAUUCGGAAGGCGAAUUUCUUCCUUUCCUGGCGGUCUCCAAGGGCAAAAAGCUUCUUGCCCGCCUCUUGCCGUUCUUGAAACACGAUUCGGCCGUAACCAUCCUGAGGAUCGUCGCCUCCAACCUUCCAACGCUGAUGAGCAGAGACACCGAAGAGAACCUCCCAGUCCUCUACCCUCCUCUGCGAAAUCUGAUCGGAGGCCUGUACUUCAGUGAGCUGAUUGGGAUCCUCAGAGUUCUGACCUCGUCGGAGAACCUCUCCACGAAUGAAUGUCUCUCACUGGUGUGCCAGAACAAGUUUGGGAUCUCGCUGCUUUACGCUCUACUGUCCCACGGGGAAAAAUUGUUGUCCUCCGGUGUUCCUCUGGAGCCCAGCAUCGGUGACUUUGAGAAAUGGACGGACACAAUAUUCCAGGUGGCGGGGCAGCUUUCCCAGUGUUCUCUGGUGGAGCCGCUCCUCCUGCCCACCAACCUGCUGACGCUCUUCUGCCGCUACUUGGACAAGCGCACGGUGCACCAGCUCAAAAGCAACAUGGAGUCUGCGACAGGAGGCCUGGCGCUUCCGUCCUGAGCACGACUGCGCAUGGCCAUGUGAUACCGAGCAAAGGCUGAACUUGCACUUAGAAGCUUGUUGUGGGUUAAAAAGCUUCAAUGUAAUGUAUCCAUUUUGAAUUUGAUUUCUUCCCCCUCCUACAUCACUCAUUUGUGCACACCCAGAAACUGUUUGGGGUUUUUUUUGGGUCACUCUUUUGUCUCAAGCGGUUUGGCUUAUAAAGUCAGAAAUACAAGUUUGCUGUUUGUCCCUGUUUGUGUAUUUCAAUCAAAUUUUGUUGGAUCACAAGUUCAGUAUUGUGUAGGAAUAUUUGAUUGUACAGUUAUAGCAAUCACUCAGUUAUAAUGUGGCCCAUGCACAUUACAGCCAUGCAGGGGGUGUUUUUGUAAAAAAAAAAAGUACGAGUUGUCUAUUUGAUGUGAGCUUUGGUUUGGGAACAAGGAUGAUUUAAAUGUCACACUUGUAC